AUGUCUUCCAUGAAGUCUGUUGCUUACUUUGUCAACUGGGCGAUCUACGGACGCAACCACAACCCCCAGGAUGUCCCUGCUGACAAAUUGACCCACGUUCUGUAUGCCUUCGCCAACGUGCGUCCGGAAUCCGGGGAAGUGUACUUGUCCGACACUUGGUCCGACAUCGAGAAACACUACCCCACGGACUCCUGGAACGACGUUGGCACCAACGUCUAUGGCUGCAUUAAGCAGUUCUACUUGCUGAAGAAGCAGAACCGCAAGCUGAAGAUCUUGCUCUCUAUCGGAGGAUGGACCUAUUCCUCCAACUUUGCCCAGCCGGCAAGCACCGACGCUGGACGGACUCGGUUUGCUGAGAGUGCUACGAAGUUGGUGUUAGAUUUGGGACUGGAUGGUUUCGAUGUUGAUUGGGAAUAUCCUAAAGAUGAAACCCAGGCCCAGAACUUUGUCUUGCUUCUGCAGAAGUGCCGCGAGACUCUCAACAGGGCUGCCGGUGGCAACCGGAAGUUCCUUCUUACGAUCGCUUGCCCGGCUGGCCCCGAGAACUACACCAAGCUCAAGCUUGCUCAGAUGACUCCUUACUUGGACUUCUACAAUCUGAUGGCCUACGACUAUGCCGGCAGUUGGGACGCCAAGGCUGGCCACCAGGCCAACAUUAACUUCUCUAACAGCAAUGCUGCGUCCACGCCGUUCUCGACCGUGCAGGCCCUGGACUACUACACCAAGGUCGGGCAGGUCCCGUCGUCGAAGAUUGUGCUGGGGAUGCCCCUCUACGGACGUGCCUUUACCAAUACCGACGGGCCCGGCACCCCCUUCUCCGGAGUCGGACAGGGAAGCUGGGAGAAUGGUAUUUGGGAUUACAAGGCUUUGCCCAGAGCUGGCGCAACGGAGCAGUAUGAUAACCAGACCGGCGCAUCCUGGUCCUAUGACCCGUCCGCCCGCGCUAUGGUGUCCUACGACAACGUCCGCAUGGCAGAGCAGAAGGUGAACUUCAUCAAGCAGAACAACCUCGGCGGUGGCAUGUGGUGGGAAACCAGCGGCGAUCGGGGUGGAAAGGCUGCCAACAAAGGCGACGGCAGCUUGAUCGGAACCUUUGUGGCAGGCGUUGGCGGAACCGGGGCUUUGGACCAGUCAGCCAACGCUCUGGACUAUCCCGAGAGCAAGUACGACAACUUGAGAGCCAAGAUGCAGUAG
Aspergillus melleus is the source of this 1194-nucleotide messenger RNA. RefSeq names its product glycoside hydrolase family 18 protein. The record is from RefSeq and is a predicted model, not a curated record. Gene Ontology annotation, biological process: chitin catabolic process; carbohydrate metabolic process. The transcript has 7 exons. The coding region runs from base 1 to 1194 and encodes 397 amino acids. Gene Ontology annotation, molecular function: chitin binding; chitinase activity. Gene Ontology annotation, cellular component: extracellular region. NCBI's taxonomy places the organism in Eukaryota, Fungi, Ascomycota, Eurotiomycetes, Eurotiales, Aspergillaceae.